Aspergillus puulaauensis is the source of this 1158-nucleotide messenger RNA. RefSeq names its product isocitrate dehydrogenase (NAD(+)) IDH2 (gene IDH2). Gene Ontology annotation, molecular function: isocitrate dehydrogenase (NAD+) activity; NAD binding; magnesium ion binding. NCBI's taxonomy places the organism in Eukaryota, Fungi, Ascomycota, Eurotiomycetes, Eurotiales, Aspergillaceae. The record is from RefSeq and is a predicted model, not a curated record. The transcript is spliced from 6 exons. Gene Ontology annotation, biological process: isocitrate metabolic process; tricarboxylic acid cycle. Gene Ontology annotation, cellular component: mitochondrion. Bases 1 to 1158 code for a protein of 385 amino acids.
AUGUUUGCUACAAGGAACCUCGUCAACCCCGCCCGCCAAUGCCUGCGAACAACACGUGUGGCUCCGAGCCUCGCAGCUCCUCGUCUGCAGCUCCGCUGCUAUUCCGCUGCUGCCGACGAGCGUGUCGCUAAGUUCAAGGGACAGAAGGACUCUGAUGGAAAGUACAUGGUCACCUUGAUCGAGGGUGAUGGUAUCGGCCCCGAGAUCUCGCAGUCCGUCAAGGACAUCUUCUCCGCCGCAAAUGCACCGGUCAAGUGGGAGUCCGUCGAUGUCACCCCCAUCUUGAAGGAUGGCAAGACCGCCAUUCCCGAUGCUGCCAUUGAGAGUGUCCGCAAGAACUACGUCGCGCUCAAGGGUCCCCUUGCCACUCCCGUUGGAAAGGGCCACGUUUCUCUGAACCUUACCCUUCGUCGUACCUUCAACCUUUUCGCCAACCUGCGUCCCUGCCGCUCGGUCGCUGGCUACAAGACCCCCUACGACAACGUUGAUACCGUGCUGAUCCGUGAGAACACCGAGGGUGAAUACUCUGGCAUUGAGCACGUUGUUGUCGAUGGUGUCGUCCAGAGCAUCAAGCUCAUCACCCGGGAGGCUUCUGAGCGCGUCCUGCGCUUCGCCUUCCAGUACGCUCGUUCUAUCAACAAGAAGAAGGUCAGUGUCGUGCACAAGGCUACCAUCAUGAAGAUGUCCGACGGUCUUUUCUUGAACACUGCCCGUGAAGUCGCCAAGGACUUCCCCGACGUCGAAUUCGAUGCUGAGCUGCUGGACAACUCUUGCUUGAAGAUCACGACCGACCCUACUCCUUACAACGACAAGGUCCUCGUCAUGCCCAACCUGUACGGUGACAUUCUUUCCGACAUGUGCGCCGGUCUGAUCGGUGGUCUCGGUCUGACCCCCUCCGGUAACAUUGGUGACGAGUGCUCAAUCUUCGAGGCUGUCCACGGUUCCGCCCCCGACAUUGCUGGCAAGGGUCUUGCCAACCCCACUGCUCUGCUUCUCAGCUCUAUCAUGAUGCUGCAGCACAUGGGUCUCACCGAGCACGCUGGUCGCAUCCAGAAUGCGAUCUUCGGUACCCUCGCUGAGGGCAAGGCUCUCACUGGUGACUUGGGUGGUAAGGCUAAGACCCACGAGUAUGCUGAUGCCAUCAUCAAGCGCCUGUAA